Messenger RNA from Exophiala xenobiotica, 1809 nucleotides. RefSeq lists its product as uncharacterized. Gene Ontology annotation, biological process: ribosome biogenesis. Bases 127 to 930 code for a protein of 267 amino acids. The transcript is spliced from 2 exons. Gene Ontology annotation, molecular function: RNA binding. NCBI's taxonomy places the organism in Eukaryota, Fungi, Ascomycota, Eurotiomycetes, Chaetothyriales, Herpotrichiellaceae. The record is from RefSeq and is a predicted model, not a curated record. Gene Ontology annotation, cellular component: nucleolus; ribonucleoprotein complex.
CAGAGUAUUUGUACGAGUAGAUUUCACUGGACUCACACACGCCUCGAUCGAGCAGAAUACCUACCUAGGCAUUCUCCUAUCUCCAGAGAAUCACUUGUCCAAAUCCGAAACCAGACAGACAAAGUCAUGGCCAAAGAAAAGUCCACCGACACCAAAAUGUCCAAAGAAGACCGCAAAGCCGCGCGCAAGGCCGAGAAAAAGGCCGCCAAAUCCGCAGCAACGGGCUCCGAACCGACGGGCGUAACGAAGAGCAAGAGCGACAAGAAGGACAAGAAAGAGAAGCGGAAGGUGUUGGCUGAGAAAGUGCUGAAUGAGGUCGAUAACACCACCAAAUCCAAGAAAGACAAGGCCAAGAAGGAUGAAGAGAUGGAAGAUGAUGACGACGAGGAGGUAGAUAGCGAGGAGGAAGCCGUGGAGGUUGAUGCAAAUGAGGCGGUCAAGAACAACGAAAAAUCUCUGGCGACGAAACCGGCCGGACCGCUUGUGCCGUUUGCGAAUCCCCUGGCGGAUGAGAAGGUUGCGAAGAAAGUGUUCAAGGGCGUGAAGAAAGCUGCUGCCCAACGAACCCUGAAACGCGGCGUCAAGGAAGUCGUCAAAGCCCUGCGCAAGUCCGCCGUUUCGAGCGGUGGAGAGUCCCUGCCCAUCGGCGUGGUGGUGCUUGCGGCAGAUAUCUCGCCCAUGGACGUGAUUUCGCACAUCCCCGUGCUUGCGGAGGACCAUGGCAUUCCGUACAUCUACGUGACGAGCCGGGCGGAACUGGGCACCGCGGGCCAGACGAAACGGCCGACGAGUGUGGUUAUGAUCAGUCGGGAUGUGAGCAAGAAAUCUGGCGGCGACAAGGAUGCAGAGGGAGAUGGCGAGAGUUGGGACGAGACGUACAAGGCCCUGGUCAAGGUUGUGGAGAGGGAAGGGAGACAUGUCAAGAUCUAAAAGUGCGUUCAACGGAUGCGAAUCGACUUGCAACACGCGGCUUGUGGUUGUUUUUCGGUCAUUUUAACGGGCGCUGCGGAUCGGGGAAAAAAGGGCGCAAACAUGGUUCAGGCUUGGUUUACGAAAGGAAAGUGUGGUGCACGAAGCGGCGGUAUAUUCCCUGGGGUGGUCGAGUCGUUGUUUAUCCCCCCCGUCACGUAUCGUUGUGUCUGGGCUUCGCGAUCGACGUGCUGCUCGAGGCCUUGGUGAAGAAGAUGCCAUUGAUUGUGGACGCGAGAGAGCAAGCCUGAUGUUCAGUGCGCCAAAAUGUGGUUACUGGCUUGCUGGAAGGUCAUCGUAUGGUCCUUGCUCUGCUCUGUCUACAGGCCUGGCUUCGAAACUUGGGGAAAAGUGUCCGUGGUUCCGCACACGACAAGCCUCGAACAAUGAGAAAGGCAGGCGGCGAUGUUUGAUUUCAACCGCUCUUGUUCAAGGCAUAUUGAGCGAGAGCCUGUGGUCAAAGACUUCGGCUGGCAUUGUGGUUGUGCGAGCACUCUUCCUGCUCAGCUUGUUGCGGAAGUCGACUUCAUCUUCGCACGCAAUGCAAGACACCAUCAUGACACUAAGCAGUUUCUUGAAGAGGCAAAGCCAUAGACCGGGUACACUAUGAAGGAUACUGUACAUACGAAUGACGCGCUGCCCGAGUUUCAGGACAUGGGACUACCAUCAUUGUAUAAGAUACUUGGGGGUUUUCUCAUGCUAUCCUCACAUCCAGCUUCGGGUUGACUCUUCCAUUCAUCGAAUAAUGGCAAACCGUUUUGUCUACCUAGGUACCUAAAGCUAUCAUUCGUCCUCGCUGUGUUGAGCCGUGAGGCUGCUACAUCUCCUGGAAACCCCUCC